Messenger RNA from Microplitis demolitor, 6281 nucleotides. It is a transcript of the gene Nrx-1, whose product is annotated as neurexin-3. The coding region runs from base 761 to 5485 and encodes 1574 amino acids. NCBI's taxonomy places the organism in Eukaryota, Metazoa, Arthropoda, Insecta, Hymenoptera, Braconidae. The record is from RefSeq and is a predicted model, not a curated record. The transcript is spliced from 23 exons.
CGUCAGUAAGAACCCCGAGACUGACUAUAAAGUUCAAACCGGCAACAUUUUUAUAUUGACUAUUUUCGAUUACUUACAUUAUGUUUAAUUGGAAUAAAGGUUAACCAUUAGUGUAGCACUCAACUAAAUUUUUUAUUGAAAUGCGCGGGUUUUGAAAAGUAGUUUUCCAGUGCAAAGUAAUAUGAGGUAUAAAGAUAAGACAUAAGUUAUAAAUUAAGAACCGAAAAAAAUAAUUUUCCUUUUUCGGGUGCAACUACUUCUUCUUCAAGUGUGAUCCUCAAUUCUGUGCUGCCUUUUUAUUUUUUAUUUUAUUUCGUUGUUUAGUCGACUCAAAAAAAUGAAAUUUUAUCAUGUUCUCAUCGACUGCAAUGCAUAUCAAUGAUUAACUGUUAAUAUUAACUGAUGACUAUGGCGUCCUAUUAUUGGGAUGAUUCAAAUAAUUUAUUAAAAUUUAGAUAAAAACUAAUAUGGCAAUCAACAAAAAAUCUUUUCAAACCUACAAAUUAUCCAGAAUAUAACUCGAAUGGUUUUUAUUAUUGCCGUUAAUUUUUUAUAUUAAGUUCUUAAUCUAUUGUAAAUAAGUAAAUAAAUAAUUUUUCGCGUGUGAUAUCUGUGUUACUACUUGAUUUAGUGAUUUUUUAUAUUUAUUAAGAUCCAACGUAAUUCUAAACUUGAGCGGAGUAAUCAAUAUCAGUAAUUCGCUGCUAUCAAGAUGUAAUUGAAAUAAGUUUAACAAAAAAAAUAAUAAUUUAAAAACGUCAUGCGUAUAAAUAUGCAUUAUUCCUGGAUUUUGUUAAUAAUACUGAUUGUACGAGCUUGGAGUUUUUUAUUAGAGGGAUCGUCCACUAGUUAUGCGCAAUUUUGUAAAUGGAAUGCCGCAGUGAAUGCUACGUUAGAAUUAGAGUUUAAAACCAACCAAGGAAGUGGCCUCUUGUUGUAUACCGACGACGGUGGGACAUAUGACUUUUUCGAAAUAAAAUUAGUGGAGGGUGCGGUGAGGCUUAGGUAUAAUCUCGGUGGAGGUGCCCAAAUAGUCACUGUUGGACAUGACUUCGGUGAUGGCCAGUGGCACAAGGUGCAAAUCCUUAGAGACAAUGAAAAUACUACUCUUAUAGUAGAUAGUUUUAGUGGGACUUCGACGUCAAGGGGAAAGGAAUUUCAGUUUGGAAAAUUGACUAGUAAUUCGGAUGUUUACAUUGGUGGUAUGCCUAGUUGGUACAAUAGCAAACUGACGUUACUUGCAUUACCUAGUGUUAUAUUUGAACCGAGAUUUAGAGGGUCAAUAAGGAACCUUAUUUAUGCUAAUGAUGACAAUGUGAUAUCAAGGCGACAAGAAAUCAUACCUCGUUAUCCUCGAGGAAUUCGUUAUAUGAAUUUGAGAAAUUCAACUGAUGUAUGUGAAAACAAUUCUCCUUGUCAACAUGAUGGGAUUUGCAUAUCAACAGACUCUGGCCCUAUUUGCGAGUGUCGAAACGGCGAGUUCGAAGGCCAAUAUUGUGAAAAAGAUAAAAUUCCUGCUGAAGCAUCAUUUAGAGGAGGCGAUUUCUUGAAAAUCGACUUGAGUAAUGGGGACCCUAUUUACAGUAUUGAAGAAACUGUUUCGAUUCAGUUCAAAACUCGUCAGCAUAAUGGACUGUUGUUUUACUCAGGCCAAAAAAGUGACUAUCUAACGAUAUCACUUCGAGAUGGCGGAGCGGCAGUCGAGAUGGUGUUAACGAAUGGCAGAUUGGAUCUUCACAUUAAACCGAUGAAAACGAGGUUCGAUGAUAAUCAAUGGCACAAAAUUCUCAUUCAAAGGCGCGUUCAAGAAAUUUCGUCUAUAACGAGGUUUUGCAAGCUGUCAGCAAUCGUGGACGGGAUUUAUGCAGACCAUGCACAUACAGCCGGUUCAUUUACCCAUUUAUCAAGUUCCCAAUUGCUAGUCGGUGGAAGUGACGAUGCUCAUUCUGUUCAAGGCAUUAAAGGAAUGACGAAUUUUGUUGGAUGUCUUCGGAAGGUAUUCUUUAAAACCGAUAACAUCGAGAUGGAAUUAAUUGAAGCAGCUAAGCAUGGCUUGCCGAAAGUAACUGUUUGGGGCAGACUCGAAUUUCAUUGUCGAGAACCAAAGUCCGAUCCUAUAACCUUUACAACGAGGGACUCACAUCUUGUGUUGCCUCCAUGGAAAAGUUCGAAAUCUGGAAGUAUAUCAUUCAAGAUUAGAACGAACGAACCGGAUGGUGUGGUCAUGUACAGUCAAAGUGGGACCUCAUCACGUACAGACCUAUUCGGAUUUGAACUACUAGAUGGUCAUUUGUACUUACAUAUCGAUCUUGGAAGUGGGUAUAUGAAAAUAAAAGCAUCUAAACAUCGAGUAAAUAAUAGCGUUUGGCAUAAUGUAACACUACAUCGAGUUGAUCGUAAUGGAAGAGUAUCUGUCGAUGGAGAAACCAGUGAAUUCGAAACACCAGGUGAUGCUACACAGCUUGAUUUGGAUGGCCUAUUUUACCUUGGUGGAAUUGGUGUGCCAUUUUCUUCUGCAACUAUACCACCUGUAUUUUGGAGCACUGCUUUUCGACAAGGAUUCGUAGGGUGUAUGCGGGAUUUAGUUAUGAGUGGACAGUCGAUAGAUAUCGCUGGAUAUGCGCAACAACAAGAUUCUGGGGCAGUCAGACCAGCUUGUCAUGUCCAGGCUGCUUUCUGCUCAUCCCAACCUUGCAUGCAUGGUGGUGAAUGUAUCGAAGGGUGGAAUAGAUUCUAUUGUGAUUGCACUUUUACUGACUUCAUUGGAGCGACAUGCAGUAAAGAUGCGUCGAUAUUACAUUUAAAUGGAAGUCAACAAAUGACUAUUCUGAUGCCGGAAGAUUCAAAAACGCAAGCGGAAGAAAUUUCUGUGCGGUUUCGGACGUCUCAACAAAACGGACUAUUGUUAGCUACAAGUUUAGAAACUUCCUCGGAUUGCUUGCAGAUAUUUUUAGAUCAAGGAAUUGCAAAAUUACGGAUUUCUAUACAAAAUCAAGAAAAGAUAUUGCAAUCUGGACAAGAUUUAAACGAUAAUAAUUGGCAUAACAUAAAAUUCUCCAGAAGAGCUACUUCAAUCAGCUUUUCAAUAGAUAAAAAUCUUCCUAUUCAAGUUGAAACACCAUUUCAAAAUAACGCCAUUUUGGAAUUCCGAUCUAUCCAUCUUGGUGGUUAUCUACACACUGGUCCGCAGAUUGCCCACUUUAGUGGAUAUCUCAAACAGUUCUGGUUUAAUGGGAGUCCCUAUAUUGAACUUGCUAGGAACUCCGGAACUCGUGACUAUGUCCAUCAAGGUAUCACGCCUAUCAUCAGGGUGACUGGAAAAUUUGAAAAACGAGUUCACCGAGUUCUUCGCCCAGUUGCAUUCACGUCAAAGCACACAUUUUUAGGACUACCUAUCCUAAAAGCGUACGUUGAAACAAACGUAUACUUCCAGUUUAGAACGAAGGAAGCGAAUGGACUGAUUCUAUUUAAUGCUGGGAAAGGGAAAGAUUUCAUUGCUAUUGAGCUCCUGGAUGGUCACGUUCAUUAUAUAGUCGACCUUGGAGACGGAGUUCUUCGCAUUAGGGAUUCAGCUAAAUCAAGGCUUAAUGAUGGGAAAUGGCAUUCAGUCACUGUGAGUCGACCGGCGCCAAAAAAACAUACCUUAGUAGUUGAUGACAAUGCUACGAUGACACUUAGUCAAGGAAGCAAUGAAAAUUUGGACCUGGAUGGGAUACUUUACAUUGGGGGCGUCGAAAAAACACAAUAUACCCAACUUUCAAAAUUUAUUUUGAGUCGUCACGGGUUCCAAGGUUGCUUAGCUUCUUUUGAACUCAGUGGUCAAAGUGUUGACCUCGUUACUGAUGCAAUCGUAACAAGCUCCCUAGUCGAACCUGGAUGUACAGACGACAACAAUGGGCAUGUUAUUAAAAAGUGCCAUUACGAAAUCUGUUCAAAUCGUGGCCGAUGUAUUCAAAGGUUCGACAGUUAUAUGUGUGACUGUGAUAUGACGAGCUUUAGUGGGCCAACUUGCAGCGAUGAAGGAGUCGCUUAUGAAUUUGGGUCCGGCAAAGGAAUCAUCACAUAUAUUCUUCCUAAUAGUCAUAAAUUGAAAUCAACCAAAAAUAUAAUAGCUUUGGGAUUCGUAACAAGUGUUAAUGAUGCUGUUAUACUGCGAGUCGAAUCGUCAAAUAAUGAUGAAUAUCUUGAAAUAGAAAUUGUGGAGGGUAAUAUAUUUGUCGUUUACAACAUCGGUACAAAUGAUCACGCUAUUGGUGAAGUAGGCGUAAAAAUCAACGACAAUCAAUAUCAUGUUGUGCGGUUUACCAGGAACGGCUCCAACAGUACUCUUCAAGUAGAUGAUUAUGACAUUCAAUCAAGUUACUACUCUGAUUUUAAAUCAAUGGUCCAUGAUGGUCAAUCGAUUAUCCAUGUUGGAGGCAGGUGGAAUAAAAGUAAAGGAAAAAUCGAAAGAGCUUUCUUAGGGGUUAUUUCAGGGCUUGUUAUAAAUGGCGCCCGAAUAUUUGAAUUUAAGGCGGGAAGAAAAAAUGGACUCGUGUCUUCUCUACGAGGAGAUGUUCAACAACUACCACCAGGAAGUCUUCAAGAUAAGAUCUCACCUUUACAGCGGAUGCAGCAGACACCAGCAUCUGGGUUUCCGGGCGUAGUAGAUGAUCUUAUAUUCUCUGGAGCUGGAAGUGGGUGCGUAGGCGAUGAUGAAGAUGAUGGCUGUAUUCCUAUCUAUGACCCUAAUUCAGAUGAUUUGAUCACUCCUGUGUAUAUCGCACCAACAAAAUCGCCAAUCCACCUUAAACCAAAGACGAAAGAUAACAGUCGCAACCAUGCUUCAUGUGAUGAUGAAGAAGAUUGUUCCGAAGGAUCGGGUGAUUCGAGUACUAUGGGAGUUUACGUGACCGCUGUUCCUGAAUUAAGUUCAUCGAUUUUCACGACUCAAGAAGAAAUCUUCACCAGUCAAAAUGAUACAUUGACAUCUACCGAAAUAGCUACAAUUACAAAGUAUUCAAUGACAACUUUUGUUUAUGCCAAUGUGUCGAGUACAGAGAAGGAAAUAAUCAUAUACAGCACAUCAACUCCAUUUCCUGAAACGACGACUCCAAUUAUUCAGUCUCCGAAGGAGGAUGAUCAAUCAUCAUAUCAAUCAGAAACUUAUCCACCAGUUCCAACCCCGCCUAAAACAAAAGAGUUACCAAAAGUACCAGCCAUUCAUUCGGAUGCCGCAAAAAAUGCUGCUCUGAUUAUCGCCAUAAUUGCGGGAGCUCUUAUCGCUAUAGUCCUUAUAAUUUUAUUAAUAUUGAAGUUCAAAAAUCGUCCAGAAACUAGCUAUAAAAUAGACGAAACAAAAAUUUUCUGCCAAGACCCUAAUUCUGCGCUUUUAAGUGGAACGAACAAUGACCAUCACUUUGGCUCCGCCUCAAAAACGAAUUCAAAUAUUAGUAAAAACGGAAGAAAGCGAGAAAUGAAAGAUAUCAAAGAAUGGUACGUGUAACAAUGUGAGAAUAAAAAAUAUCUGAGAUUAACUAAUAUUCAUUUGUACUCUUAGCUAUGAUUGUAAAAACCUGUUUAUUGACCUAUAGAUAAUGGAUUGGUAAAUAAAUAAAAAAUUGAACGUUUCUAACUUAUGUGCAAUAUUAAAUUCCACACUUUUAAGCAGACCGACAUUUUUUGUCUGUCUUUUCUCUAAUAUACCCAUGUAACAAUUUCCAUCACAAGUUGCUGAUCAAGACAUUGAUCACAAGAAUCUUUUGAUAGGAACUACAGUAAAGUCUCUAUAACUUUUUAGUUCUGUAACUUUGACUUCCCUUCAUUUCUCCUCCGACAGCAGGGGAAGUGUUCUCCCACUCUGUCCUUCAACUGUACAUGCGCAAAGGUAAAGUGCGAUUCUGCGCAUAAACUGAGUAUUCUAACCCUACAUUUGGGUACAUAAAUAAACAUUUAAGUUAAAUAAGCUUUAAUAUUGUGAAAAUCAUUAAAAAAAAAAAAACUUAUUACUUGAUGGAAAAUGAGUUUCACUGGAAAAAUUAAUUUUCUAUUUAAGAAGUUUAACAACAAUAAAAUUGACAUAUUAAUUUUGGAAAAGACCUAACCUUUAAAAUUUAAAAACUCGUGGGUCGUUUCGACUGAUAUUAAUGCAAGAUUCUAAGACAAGGUUGUUGCAGGAUUUGCACAUGAUAUUUGUACAAAAGAACAUUGACUCACAUCCACGAAGUGGAUAUCGAGAAUCGGACUGAUACCAAUAACCUCUCUAUCAAUAAACUGUUUUUUUUCUUUCUGAAAUGCGAAAU